Messenger RNA from Durio zibethinus, 2168 nucleotides. RefSeq names its product UPSTREAM OF FLC protein (DUF966). Lineage: Eukaryota; Viridiplantae; Streptophyta; Magnoliopsida; Malvales; Malvaceae. The record is from RefSeq and is a predicted model, not a curated record.
UAAGGAAUUUGACUGUCUAUGCUACUGCGAGAACUGAAAUCAAAACAGCCCGUAUUUGUUUCCUAGCUGUUGUCUGCCGCAUGCCCAUGUUGAACUCUCUCCCCUUCCUAUAAAAUCCAAAUCCACCCAUUUCUUCUCUCUUCACUUCCUCCCCUCUGCAUCGGGUAAAAUCACUUUCUUCCCUCUCUUUCUGUUUCCCUUUUGUAAUUUCUGAUUCUGUUUCUUUUGUUGUUUUUGUUGUUGGUUUUUUAGAUAGAGAGAAAAAGAAAGUGCAAUGGCGGUCAGUUCCAGUGGAAGAACGACAGAGCUUGGGGUUGUUUCAAGGAAGUGGAAACAGAGAGAAAUAAGCCCAGAAAGAAACAAAGUCUGGAUUGAACCCAAGCCUCACAAAACCAAGUCUUCCAGUACUGAAAAAAAAGUUGCUGUUGUUUACUAUUUGUCUAGAAAUGGUCAGUUUGAACACCCUCAUUUCAUGGAAGUUACUCUCUCUUCUAAUGAUGGACUUUAUCUCAAAGAUGUAAUCAACCGCCUGAACCUCCUUCGAGGCAAAGGCAUGGCAAGUUUAUACUCUUGGUCCUCCAAAAGGAGUUACAAAAACGGCUUCGUUUGGCACGAUUUAGCAGAGGACGAUUUUAUUUACCCAUCUCACGGCCAUGAAUACGUUCUCAAAGGAUCGGAGAUUCUCGACCACUCGAUAAAGCCUCAAUCCCUUGAAACAGAGUCGUCUUCUUUUCGAUUAACAAAACCGCCAGAGUCUCAAAAAUCCGAGAACGAUGAUGAUUUUCCUUCAAUCAGACGGUGGAAGAAUCAAUCUUGGAGUUCUAUUGAUAUCCAAGAGUACAAAGUCUAUAAGGCUGAGUCAAACUCCGAGUCAACCGGAAGACUCGCCGCUGAUGCGUCGACUCAGACUAAUGAUAUUAAGAGAAGAAGAAAAAAACCGGUGGCUGAGGAAGCGGAAAUUGAAGAGCUGCAAAGUCAAAGUCAAGAGUUGGAGCAGAAUCAGACUACGGAGCUGAGUAGCGAAGAAAUUUGGCCUCCACCAACGGAUUCGAGUCCGGAGACAUUGGAAUCCUUGUUGAAAGCUGAUGGACGGCUGAGAUUAUGCAAUGGUGGUAGUAAAGAAGAUAACUUGAGUCGGACGGCUGAGAGUUGCCCAAGUGGGAGAAUGAAGGCAUCCUCUGUAUUGAUGCAGUUGAUAUCCUGCGGUUCGAUCUCGUUUAAGGACUGCAGGCCCAGCUCGGAUAGGGAUCAAGGUUUCUCGUUGAUUGGGCACUAUAAAUCGAGGUUACCACGCGGAGCAGGGAAUUGUAGCCACGUUGGGAAAGAAUCAAGGAUUGAAAAGGAAAUUGGGAGCUUUUCAAGGGUAAAAUUGGAAGAUAAAAAGUAUUUUAGUGGGAGCUUAAUUGAGACCAAGAAAGAGGAAGUUCCUGCCUUGAAGAGAUCUUGUUCUUACAAUGCUGAUAGGAGCUCGCAGUUGCAGUUGGCAGAAAAAGAGAUAGAUGGAGUGUAUGCGACGUGCAACCCAAGGAAGCUGAAAACCAUGUCAACGAAGAAUGAAGGCAACAUAAAUGCAGAUAGCUGUGGUGAAAGUGGAAGCAAUAGUCAAAUGGGAAGCAAAAGGCAUGAUGUCUAGAUUAUCAUAGUUCAUUGGAACUUAGCUACGUGAAUUGUAGUAGUUUGUAGCUUUGUAACAAAACAGAGACAAGUGAAUGAUAAUGGAGAAACAUCAUACACAAACUAUUUGCGAAUGUAUUGCAAGCUACGGCAAGGUGAGCCCGCACAAUGAGAGGAACAGUAGGGUUGGGAAUCUUGUAAAACUCUUUUGUUGAAUUGUGUAAAUUUGUUCAUUUCAGUUUGGAGCUUUCCUUGAUUUUUGUGGGAAUGGUUGACUGGGUUCAUUUAUCUUAAUUUCGGAGAAUUGGCAGUUGGCAUUAACUCUAGUAGCUUUAGGCUCUUUUUGACUCAAAUUUGGUUGGACUUUGAAACAUGGGAAAUGGAAUUUCAUCUCUGGUAUUAUCAUCUGCUUUGGUUUUUGCUCCAUUGCUGGAAACUUGUGGUUUUCACGGCCGGCCUGUCACGUGAAACUUGAUGAAUGUACCCGAGAAAGUUCCAACAUUUGCUUUGCCUACUACAUACUUAAUUUCGUUUCAAUAUCUGUUGUACGAGUC